Messenger RNA from Myodes glareolus (Bank vole), 3725 nucleotides. It is a transcript of the gene Il4i1, whose product is annotated as interleukin 4 induced 1. The record is from RefSeq and is a predicted model, not a curated record. Gene Ontology annotation, biological process: amino acid catabolic process. Gene Ontology annotation, molecular function: L-amino-acid oxidase activity. Lineage: Eukaryota; Metazoa; Chordata; Mammalia; Rodentia; Cricetidae.
ACCCCUGAUGAUGGGGUGGACUAGGAUGGGAAACACACAUGCGUGCUCACACACACCCUGCCACUGGACUUGGCAACCCUACCUGAACCUAUUCUAUUGGUUCCCUUUGCUCCCCAGAGCUCCCUAGGGUAAGGGGAGUAGCCCCAGUCUACUCCAACCAGGGAUCCAAAAGCUGUUCCCGUGGGACUGGAGAGGUAACCCUGGGGUUAAGAACACUGGCUACUCUUCCAGAGAACCAGGGUUCAAUUCCCAGGACCUCCAUAGGGGCUCACAACCAUCCAUAACUUCAGUUCCAUCAGAUUCAACACCCUCCUCUUUGGGCACCAGACACACACAUAGUACUCAGACAUACAUGAAGGUAAAACAACCACAUAUAUGGAAAACUUCAAUGCCAGGGAGAGCAGUGGCCACAGUGGCACUGUCAGUCUAGCAUUUGCUUCACUGAGGCAGAAGGAUCAUAGGGAGUUUGAGGCCAGCUUGGAUGCAGAAUGAUGAGACCCUGUCUAAAUAAAUCAAUAAAUGCCAGGACACAAGGUGGCUGUUCCCGCCCCCAGCUCUAUCAAUUCCUCUGUAGGGUUGAGACCAAGUACUGCCCUAAGCCAUGGAGUCCUGCUUGACCUGGGGCCUCCAGCCUGCAUGGCUUUGCAGUUCUGCCCAUUUGGCCCAAGCCACAGAGCACACACCUACCCCAACCACCUCCCUUUAGUGGACUCUGGAGAUUCCCAUUCUGUCCCUAUGCUGACUUCUCUCCCGACCCAAGGAGAAUUUCCCUGCACCUGACUGCCUCACUUCACCAGCUUUGGGUGGCACUGGUGUCGUCGUCCUCACUGCUCAUGGCCUCCUGAAGGCCAGAAACAGAUCUCUCUAGAGUCAUCCACAGUCUGCUUCCCAGCCAUUCUUAAGACAAAGAUAGCAGGAAAGGACAGGGCCACUCCGUCAUCACCACCCAGUCCUCCCCAUGUUCUUGCAGAUGCAGCAAUAGGUUCUGCCCUUGACCAGGUGAUAUGUGAAGGCCCUGGCCCGGCUUUACACCUGCCAUAUUGUGCUUUACUAUGUGACACUAUCAGGCCGAAACGGGCACCAGAAUGUGGAAGGCCCUGACCCAAGAUCCCAGGUCCCAGACUUGGAUGUGCCCAUUUCAUAGAAUUGGAGAUAGGCCUGGAAAAAUGGAGUGAGGAGGCCUGGCCUGGGAUGGGCAGGCCCAAGACAAAAGUCCAGGAGGCUUAGAGCACAGGGACCGGCACCAGUGAUGCCAUCUGGAUGGGCAGUCCCCACCCACAACUUCUGCAGAGCUGUUUGUGGUACGAAAAAUAGACUGAGUUACUUCCUCCUGUGGCCCUCUUUCCCACCACCACACCACCUCCCCCAGCAUGUGGCCCCACACCAGGAAAGCACUUUGAAUUCCCCAGGGAGGUGAGUGGGCCGGGCUGGCUGCUUUAAGGGGAGAACUCAGAGGCUCUGUUCUGCUGUCCUCUCCAAGAGAGCUGGAGUACAGCUACCUGGGUGGGAGGUGGCAGGGAAUGCACCCCAGAACCUAGGACUGGGAGGCAGGAGAAGGGAGCUAGUCCAGGGCUUGGGAAAAGGGUCCCAGGAACUCUGACGGAUUAAGAUUAGGUCUGGGGAAAUACAUGCCCAGAGAGGAAGGAAAGAGACAGGCUGGGGGUCCCUAACCCCCAUCACAGUUACCCCACUUCUCCACUGACAGCAGCUGCCACUUGAGCCAUGGCUUGGCUGGCCCCACACCAUACCCUUGUGGCCAUCCUCCUGGGUCUGGCAGCCUCUCUGAACUGGAAGGCAGCCUCCAGCCUGAAUCCCUUCGAGAAGUGCAUGGAGGACCCUGACUAUGAGCAGCUGCUCAAGGUGGUGACCUGGGGCCUCAAUCGGACCUUGAAGCCCCAAAAGGUGGUAGUUGUUGGUGCAGGUAUAGCCGGACUGACAGCCGCCAAGAUGCUCAGCGAUGCAGGACACAAGGUCACCAUCCUGGAGGCAGAUAAUAGGAUUGGGGGCCGCAUCCUCACCUUCCGGGAUGGGAAGACCGGCUGGAUAGGGGAGCUGGGGGCCAUGCGAAUGCCCAGCUCCCACAGGAUCCUGCACACACUCUGUAGGAGCCUGGGCCUCAACCUGACUCAGUUCACACAGUAUGAUGAGAACACAUGGACCGAGGUAAAUGACGUGAGGCUGCGGAACUACGUGGUGGAGAAGAUGCCAGAAAAGUUGGGCUACAACCUGAGCCACAGGGAGAGAGGCCGUUCCCCAGAGGACAUCUACCAGAUGGCACUCAACAAGGCCCUCAAGGACCUCAAGGCCUUGGGCUGCAAGAAAGCCAUGAAGAAGUUCAAUAGGCACACGCUCCUGGAAUACCUCCUUGGGGAGGGCAACCUGACCUGGCCAGCGGUGCAGCUCCUGGGAGACGUGAUGUCCAAGGAGGGCUUCUUCUACCUCAGCUUUGCAGAGGCAUUACGUGCCCACAGCUGCCUGAGCGACCGACUUCGGUACAGCCGCAUCGUGGGUGGCUGGGACCUGCUUCCUCGAGCGCUGCUGAGCUCAUUGUCCGGGCCGGUGCUGCUGAAUGCGCCUGUGGUGGCAAUCACUCAGAGAGCGCACGAUGUGCUCCUGCACAUCGCCACUUCGGUACAGUCUCAUAGCCUGAAGGUGCUGAUGGCCGACCUGGUUCUGCUGACGGCUAGUGGGCCUGCGCUGCAGCGCAUCACUUUCUCGCCGCCACUGACACGCAGGAGGCAGGAGGCGUUGCGCGCGCUGCACUACGUGGCAGCCAGCAAGGUUUUCCUGAGUUUCCGCCGGCCCUUCUGGCACGAGGAGCACAUCGAGGGCGGCCACUCCAACACUGACCGCCCAUCGCGCCUCAUAUUCUAUCCGGCGCCGGGCGAGGGCUCACUACUACUGGCCUCAUACACGUGGUCGGAUGCUGCAGCCCCUUUCGCCGGCCUGAGCACAGACCAGGCCAUGCGUGUGGCGCUCAAGGACGUGGCGGCCCUGCAUGGGCCAGUCGUGUACCGCCUGUGGGAUGGCACGGGCGUAGUCAAACGCUGGGCAGAGGACCCGCACAGCCAGGGUGGCUUUGUGGUGCAGCCGCCAUUGUUUGGGCAGGGGGAUGAAGACUAUGACUGGUCAUUCCCUUAUGGUCGCAUUUACUUCGCGGGUGAGCACACAGCCCAUCCACAUGGCUGGGUAGAGACUGCUGUCAAGUCCGCAUUGCGGGCGGCAGUGAAGAUCAAUAACCAUGUGUUCAGGGUGCCCAGUCCCCAGAAGCAGGAGCAUGCCAGUUUCCAGAAGCAGGAGCGCACACAUGCAGAGGCCAGCGAGGAUCAGGAUCAAGAGGUCAGCACAGGUGAGCCGCGGCAGGAAGAAAUCCUAGAGGGGCAGGAGACCCCCCACGAAGAGACCAGUCCGGAGGGACACGUGUUUGUGGAGGCCAUCCCUGAGUUGCGGGGGCAUGUAUUCGUAGAGACCAUUCCCCAGAAGGAGCAUAUGCAUGCACACAAGAAUAUGCCUUCACACGGGCAUGGGCAUGUCAUCCCUGAAGUGCAUGGGGGACACAAGCACUUGGGAUCUGGUACCCAGCGGCAUCGGCAUCUGCACGGAGGGGCAGGUCACACUCCGUGCAAAGAGGAAAGAGGCACCCAGCCCCCAACCCAGUCUUAUCUAGAGCAGGCCACCUACAAUAAUAGCCCACAAUAAAGUUAUUAUUAUUUUUUUUUGUUAAA